AUGACGAAAGAGUUAUUAUAUCGGGUGCUCACAGGUUCAUCUGAUGCAACGGUCCGCGUUUGGGAUGUUGCCACAGGAGAGUGUCUGAAUACACUGAUACAUCACUGUGAAGCAGUUCUGCACUUGCGUUUCAAUGACGGGAUUAUGGUCACCUGUUCCAAAGAUCGUUCGAUUGCUGUUUGGGACAUGGUGUCACCUCGCGAAAUCAAUCUUCGACGGGUUUUGGUCGGACAUCGGGCGGCUGUGAACGUUGUCGACUUCGAUGAUCGCUACAUAGUCAGUGCUUCAGGGGAUCGAACGAUAAAGGUACUAGUCGUAUUUUAUGAACUUUUUUUUAUUUCUGCAGAAGCGUUUUUGGUAUCUGUACUCGCUUAUCACGAAAGAGGUGCGCUUGCAGAAGUGCAAUUUAGGAAGUCCCACUUUCAAUCACGCUUACUGCGACACAAAUAG
Cylicostephanus goldi is the source of this 450-nucleotide messenger RNA. The record is from the annotation of a GenBank genome assembly. Lineage: Eukaryota; Metazoa; Nematoda; Chromadorea; Rhabditida; Strongylidae.